CCGUGUGUGACGAAGGGGGUAGGGGGGAAACGUCACGCAGAGCAACAGCCAAUCGGAGAGCAGCCGUUUGGAUUUAUGCCAGGGUCUUUUUGGCUUGUAAGACUUUCGGACAGGUGACCAGGGCCAGUUUUUUUUCCUCCCCCCUCACAAAAAAAUUGAAGGUCUGCCGAGUGGAGAUGCCAUACACGCCGUCUGGCUUUUUCUGCGACCGGUUGAUCCGGGAACGAGAAAGGAGAGACGGGGAAGGGUCCCUGAACAAGCCCAUCCGGUUCAACGGCCAGGACUACAACACCCUGAGACAGGACUACCUGCAGAGGAAGACUCUGUUUGAGGAUGAAGCUUUCCCCGCCACAGUGGAGUCUCUGGGCUUCAAGGAGCUCGGACACAAGUCCAACAAGGUCAAGAACAUCGUCUGGAAGAGGCCUAAGGAAAUCAGUGAAAACCCUGAGUUCAUUGUCGGAGGAGCGAGUAGGACAGACAUCUGUCAGGGAGAUCUUGGUGACUGCUGGUUGUUAGCCGCUAUUGCUUGUCUCACCCUGAAUGAGAAACUCCUCUAUCGAGUUGUUCCCCAGGAGCAAAGCUUCUCUGAGAAUUAUGCCGGCAUCUUUCACUUCCAGUUCUGGCGUUACGGUGACUGGGUCGACGUCGUCAUUGACGACCGCGUCCCGACUUUCAACAACCAGCUGGUCUUCACUAAGUCCGCCGAGAGAAACGAGUUCUGGAGUGCCCUGCUGGAGAAGGCCUACGCAAAGCUUCACGGCUCUUACGAGGCCCUGAAAGGCGGGAACACCACGGAAGCCAUGGAGGAUUUCACGGGAGGCGUCACCGAGUUUUACGAGAUGAAAGAUGCUCCAAAAGAGCUUUAUAAGAUCAUGAAGAAAGCCCUGGAGAGAGGCUCACUCAUGGGCUGCUCCAUUGAUUCUCUGGUUCCUGCUCGCUUUGAGACCCGCACAGUGACGGGACUAGUGAAGGGUCAUGCCUACUCCGUGACAGCGGUGGACGAGUGCAAACCCUCUCAGCACAAGGACAACAAAGUUCGUCUGGUGCGUCUCAGGAACCCAUGGGGUCAGGUGGAAUGGAACGGCCCCUGGAGUGACAACUCCAAAGAGUGGGCGAAUCUCUCUAAGGCUGACAAAGACAAACUGCAGCACCAAAGCGCAGAGGAUGGAGAGUUCUGGAUGUCAUUUGAGGACUUCAAGAAGAAUUACACUAAGAUUGAGAUCUGUAAUAUGACACCCGACGCCCUCGAGGACGACAAGAUCCACAAGUGGACGGUUUCUGUGAACGAGGGCCGCUGGGUGAGAGGCUGCUCCGCCGGAGGCUGCAGAAACUAUCCAGACACCUUCUGGACCAACCCUCAGUACCGCCUCCGCCUGCUGGAGGAGGACGACGACCCGGAUGACAACGAGGUGGUCUGCACCUUCGUGGUGUCCCUGAUGCAGAAGAACAGACGAAAAGAGCGAAAGAUGGGGGCCAACCUCUUCACCAUCGGAUUCGCCAUUUACGAGGUGCCAAAGGAGAUGCAUGGAAACAAGCAGCACAUGCAGAAGGACUUCUUCUUGGUCAACUCCUCCAAGGCCCGCUCCAGGUCCUACAUCAACCUGCGGGAGGUGACGCAGCGCUUCCGCCUGAGCCCCGGCGAGUACGUCAUCGUGCCUUCCACGUACGAGCCGCACCAGGAGGGGGAGUUCAUCCUGAGAGUCUUCUCCGAAAAGAGGAACACCUCAGAGGAGAUAGAGAACAGGAUCGAAGCGGACCGUCCAGUGGUAAGUCCGAGUUCGCUUCGCACCGUUUUGGGUUGGAACGACAACAUGUUUUUUUGUUGUUGUUUUUUUUUCUUAUCGCACCUCAUUUUACCCCGGCAGCCGGCUCCGGCCUCGGCGGGGGAAGAGAGCGAGGAGGACCAGCAGUUCCGGACUAUUUUUCAGGAGAUAGCCGGCGACGACAUGGAGAUCACAGCUAAUGAACUGAGAAACGUUCUCAACAGGGUGAUCACCACGCAUAAGGACCUGAACACGGAGGGCUUCAGCCUGGAGAGCUGCAGGAGCAUGAUUGCUCUGAUGGACAUGGACGGGACAGGUAGACUCAACCUGCAGGAGUUCAUACAUCUGUGGAAUAAGAUCAAGCAGUGGCAGGGAAUCUUCAAACAUUAUAACGCCGAUCAAACCGGCAGCAUCAACAGCUACGAGAUGAGGAACGCCGUCAACGAUGCAGGCUUCCGUCUCAACAACCAGCUGUAUGACAUCAUCACUAUGCGCUACGCGAACGAGAACAUGAACAUCGACUUCGACAGCUUCAUCAGCUGCCUGGUUCGGCUCGAAGCCAUGUUCAGGGCCUUCCAAGCAUUUGACCAGGAUGGAGAUGGAACCAUCAGACUCAGCGUCCUGGAGUGGCUCCAGUUGACCAUGUACGCCUAGACAGGCCCACCUUCUCCCAGGUGAACUCCACUCCACAUGAGGACCAGACCUGCCAGCCGUUACCUCAGUAUUCAUCGUGCCCGACCGCCGUUGGCUUUCAUCCACAUCCACCUCCAGAAGCUCCAAAGGACGUCUUCACCUCCACCGUUCUGUUUCCUCUGCCCUCGUCCUGCCACCAUCACAUCGGACUCUUUUUAGUUACAUUUUCUUUUUCUUUUUUUUUGGACAUCAUCACCUGUUGUACUGUUCUUUUUUCUCAGGCAGCCAACACAACCAACCUCUUUUUACUGUCACAAUACCUCACAGAGCCCUUCUCAUGCAUCAUGUUUUCUUAUACCAUUCAUCCCUCUGACCUGGGAUUAAUAUUUCUCAUAUUCAAUUUUAAUCAAGUGCUUUUUAAUCACUUAGUUUUGUCAGUAAAAAAUUUUUAUGAUCCACGUUGCAUACAGCUCUCUCCGUGUCAGAGAAACUCAGGCCUCCUCCGAUCCACCUCAGCAGGACUUCGCUCCCGCUGACUGUCUUUCAGUUUUUGAGCUCGAUUAAAAAUCAGAAAUAUGGAUUUGAAACAUUAUGGCAAAAGGGUUGAACUGCAGCUUUUUGUGAUUCAUCCCCCCCCCUACUUAUAAAGGCUUUGGUCAAUUGAGUGUACUACAUUUUUAAUCAUUUUAACCCAAUAAAUAAAUAUGUAGUUGUUGGUUUGACUGCUUUCCACCAUGUCUGAUUUGAAAAUAUCUUUAAAUGAAAACAGACCUUUUUUUUUUAUGUUGCACACAUUUUUUAUUAUUAACAUCUUAAGAUUGCACUUCUUUGAAAAAAAGAAAAGUUCUUCAGAACUUUGAUACCAAAUGAAAAUACUUGAAGAAACACAGGAAUGCCAGGUAAGAGGUGAACUGAACACUUAUAUAAAUAGAACAUCGUGCUGGUAAAAAUGGGUGGAAACUGCUUUUAAAAAUGCUGAUUUAUGCUACCGGUUACUUGGCUAUUGGCAUGUGAGAUGAAACUUUAUUCUUUGUUCUUCCGUCCAACACCUCCUCUUAACACCCUUCAGAUCCACACUCCAUGAGAAAACUACCACCGGUGUGGAAAAUAAAGCUCCCGUGCCUUCUGCUCAAUGCUGCGAUUCAAAACCAAAAUAAAAAUAAAAAACACAAAAAAAA
This is a messenger RNA of Xiphophorus couchianus (Monterrey platyfish), 3574 nucleotides long. RefSeq names its product calpain 3a, (p94) (gene capn3a). Gene Ontology annotation, cellular component: cytoplasm. Bases 177 to 2417 code for a protein of 746 amino acids. NCBI's taxonomy places the organism in Eukaryota, Metazoa, Chordata, Actinopteri, Cyprinodontiformes, Poeciliidae. The transcript has 20 exons. The record is from RefSeq and is a predicted model, not a curated record. Gene Ontology annotation, molecular function: calcium ion binding; calcium-dependent cysteine-type endopeptidase activity. Gene Ontology annotation, biological process: proteolysis; negative regulation of apoptotic process.